AUGCCGAACGCUGGCGAUUCAGAGCAGCAGCCAUUAAAGGAGUCUCCUCACUCUAAUGUUCACUAUAUCUCGAUUCCUAUUAAUCGUCAAGCGGAUCGAAACGUACCAGAUGACUCAAGUAGUCCGUUUCAAGGGACUCCUGGUGGCAAUCGUGGUUCCUUCCUAGACCAGCCAAUUGGUUCAUUUAAAGGCGUUAAUUCAUUGAGCAGAUUUGCAACAUCUCUUCAAAGAGCCAACUCGUUCAUGAACAUUGAGCUUAAUGCUGGUAAAGAGCGUGCAUUUUUUAUGGACGGUUAUGACGUACUCAAUGACCCAGAUACGUUAGGUCCAUCUUUACAAGGCAGAAGACUUUCGAUCGCGUUGGCGGGUGCAGGAAAUGUUUCAUUACGUGCUUCGGCUAAUGAUUUAUAUGGAAGUGCCCCCACCGGUGGUAUUAGCACUUUUAGACGUGAUAGUACUGCUAUUUUAGAUGAUGAUGAUCAAUCUUCCCAUUUAGCAAGAAUAUGCUCAAAUCAGUCAAUGUCAUUCUGCGAUGUAAAUAAUGCUAUAGGCCCGGACACUGAUUCAAUUAUAUUAAAAAGAGUUGAAACAAAAGGUGGCAAAGUUUUAACAUUAUUAGCUGGACAGUCCACUGCACCUCAAACUAUUUUCAAUUCUCUUAAUAUCCUAAUUGGUGUAGGUUUGUUGGCUUUGCCAUUGGGAUUGAGACACGCUGGGUGGAUCCUAGGGGUAUCCAUGUUGACCCUUUUUGCUGGUGGUACUUUUUGCUCUGCCGAAUUAUUGUCAAGAUGUAUUGAUACCGAUCCCAGCAUGAUUUCUUAUGGUGAUUUAGGAUACGCAGCAUUUGGAUCUAAAGGUCGUGCUUUAAUUUCUUUCCUCUUUACCCUGGAUCUUUUAGGAUGCGGAGUUUCAUUAAUUAUAUUAUUUGGGGAUUCAUUAAACGCAUUAUUCCCUCGUUACUCUACCACAUUUUACAAGAUUAUAUGUGUUAUAUUUGUUACCCCUCAAGUUUAUAUGCCACUAAGCAUUUUGUCGAACUUCUCGCUAUUGGGAAUAACUGCAACCAAUGGUACUGUAUUGACAAUUCUAUUUGCAGGUUUGACGAAAAGUACCCGACCAGGUUCACUGCUCAAUCCUGCUGAGACUAAACUUUGGCCUGAAUCCUUUUGGAGUUUUUGUUUGUCCAUUGGGUUACUGAGUGCCUGCUGGAGUGGCCAUGCAGUUUUCCCAAAUUUGAAGAGUGACAUGAGACAUCCUGAAAAGUUUACCAGUUGUUUGAAGGUUACAUAUUCAAUCACUGCAUUAACGGAUAUUGGGAUUGCUAUUGUGGGAUUCUUAAUGUUUGGUGGUUCUGUUAAGGAUGAGGUGACAAAAUCAGUUAUGCUGACCGAAGGAUACCCCAACUUCGUGUAUGGUUUAAUUUCAGCUUUAAUGGCUAUCAUCCCACUUGCAAAAACUCCUUUGAACUCAAGACCAAUUGUUGCUAUUUUAGACGUGUUAAGUGGUGUUGCCCCAAAUAGAGACGAUGGUAAAAAAUCAACGUUUAAAGGCACUGUAAGGUUCGCUAACAGACUGCUUGUAAAUAUUGUAUUUGCAGCUGUUGCUAUCUACUUCCCGGAGUUUGAUAAACUAAUUGCAUUCUUGGGCGCAGGCCUGUGCUUUUCUAUUUGCGUCGUUUUACCAUGUUUAUUUUAUCUGAGAAUCUGCAAAGAUAGAGUGAAACCAUGGGAGAGGGUUGUAUGCUAUUUCACCAUCGUGAUUAGUGUCUGUCUCUCUAUCUUAGGGAUUGGAGCUGCAUUUGUUGCCUGA
Molecule: messenger RNA, 1809 nt
Organism: Eremothecium sinecaudum
Lineage: Eukaryota; Fungi; Ascomycota; Saccharomycetes; Saccharomycetales; Saccharomycetaceae
Gene: AVT1
Product: Avt1p
Exons: 1
Coding region: 1-1809 (602 amino acids)
Biological process (GO): amino acid transmembrane transport
Cellular component (GO): vacuolar membrane
Molecular function (GO): amino acid transmembrane transporter activity
Source: RefSeq, a predicted model, not a curated record